AUGACGACUACUAUAAAUAUUCAACAAAAAGUGCAAGUUGUCAAUGAAGACUUGAGCAAGCUUGUGGUGGACCUUAAAAAUGCCAAUGGAUUCAACCCGGGGUUCAAGGACUCGUUUGAUGCAAAUGAGGUUCCUGUUCAUACCAGAAACAGAUUGACAAAGUAUGGCAUUGAUUUGUCCAAAGGAUACCCUGAAAGACCAGGAAACAUUCCUCAUUUCUUGGACGAAGGGUAUGCUAUCCGGGACACUCCUAACCCCAAUUAUGUUGAACGAGGAAAGAAUGCGGACCCGGAAAAGAAAGCAUUAUUUGCAGCAGUUAAAGAAAUUAGGCAAUUGACACCCCAGGUAGGAACUGAGCUUGUUGGGAUCCAGCUUGAAAAGCUCAAUGAAAAGCAAUUGGACGAACUUGCUCUUCUUAUCGCAGAAAGAGUAGUGGUGGUAAUUCGCAACCAAGACUUGUCUCCGCAGAAACAAUUGGCUAUUGGCAAGUACUAUGGUGAGGUUGAGGUUCAUCCACUUGUUGCCCAUGUUCCUGGAUAUCCUGGUAUUACUACUGUAUGGUCGAAAUUUAACCGUGGAGGUCCUUUGAUCAGCUACCAAAAGGGUAUCCAUAACGGUUGGCACCAGGACAUGGACCAUGAAAGAUCUCCAGCUGGAAUCACACAUUUGCACUUGGACUCUGUUCCAGAAGUUGGUGGAGAUACGGGGUUUGCUUCGGGUUACGCUGCGUACGAUAAGCUCUCCAAGACACUUCAGGAAUUUCUCGAAAAGAGAACUGCUCUUCAUCGGUCGGCUCACUCAUACUUGAAACGAGACAAUGUAUUGGCAGCACCAGAACCAAUUGUUAGAGAGCACCCAUUGGUGAUAACUCAUCCUGCUACCGGGUGGAAAUCUCUCUUUGUUAAUCGUGCCCAUACGUUCAAAAUCGUGGGUUUGGAAGAUAGUGAGUCAGCGGUUCUUUUAGAGUACUUGUUCUCGGUAUACGAACGGAAUUUGGAUGUUCAGACUCGGGUCACCUGGCAACCCACCGAGCCAGGAUUGGGCACAUCGGUACUCUGGGACAAUAGAAUUAGUCAACAUAUUGCCAUUCCUGAUUAUAACGACUCCAAGGGAAAACUUCGUCAUGCUAACCGAGUAACUUCUUUGAGCACUCCGUUGAAAUUUGACCCAGAGUCCAAGUCUCAAAGGGAAGCACUUGGAUUGGACAAAUAA
Molecule: messenger RNA, 1212 nt
Organism: Meyerozyma guilliermondii ATCC 6260
Lineage: Eukaryota; Fungi; Ascomycota; Pichiomycetes; Serinales; Debaryomycetaceae
Product: TauD/TfdA dioxygenase family protein
Exons: 1
Coding region: 1-1212 (403 amino acids)
Cellular component (GO): cytoplasm
Molecular function (GO): 2-oxoglutarate-dependent dioxygenase activity
Source: RefSeq, a predicted model, not a curated record